AUGGAUGACGGAGACUAUAGGCAAAACAUCACGGUUCAAUACUGCUUUCCUGACAUUAACUCAUCUUGCAGAAAGGAGCUCCACACUCCCACCAACCUGCUCAUCCUCUCUCUGUCUGUAGCGGAUCUUCUCGUGGGACUGAUUGUUAUGCCUGUGAAUAUCAUGCAAUUGAUAGACUCCUGUUGGCAUUUUGGCAAAAUGGCAUGCUCUGUUUAUCUACUGAUUGGUUUUGUCUCAACAUCAGCAUCUAUCUGUAGCCUGAUUUUUAUUGCAGUUGAUCAGUACAUUGCUGUCUGUGACCCUCUGCUUUACUCCACUAGAGUCACAGUUUGUAAAACCUCACUGUUAAUAAUUUUAGGUUGGUCUUUAUGUCUGUUUUACAUCACCAUGUAUUUAUACUUUAAUGAUCAUCUCCUUCAAUCUCAGAUAUCCACUAAGUGUUAUGGAGAGUGUGUGCUGGUUCUAAAAUAUUCCUGGGUGAUGAUUGACUUAUUGGUUUCCUUUUUAACCCCUUGCUCUAUAAUACUGGCCUUGUAUUCAAUCAUUUUUAAUGUGGCAAGACGUCAAGCUAGAGCUGUUAGAGCUGUGGUAAAUGCUGCCUCACAUAAACAUGGGGUUAAAGUUUCAAACACUUCCAAAAGCAAAGCAGCAAAAAAAUUAGGAAUUGUCAUUUUUGUUUAUCUUGCUUGCUGGAUCCCAUUUUAUUUAAGCUCUUUUUCAGUUGAAAGUGUCUCAUCUUCAUCGAUGGUGUGGAUUGUGUUUGGCUGGCUGCAAUUUUUUAACUCCUCUGUGAAUCCACUAAUAUAUGCCAUUUUCUAUUCAUGGUUUAGAAAAUCAUCUAAGUAUAUUGUAACUUGUAAAAUAUUCCAGUCCUCAUCUUCAAGCUUUCAUUUGUUUCCUGAACAUUAA
Molecule: messenger RNA, 909 nt
Organism: Colossoma macropomum (tambaqui)
Lineage: Eukaryota; Metazoa; Chordata; Actinopteri; Characiformes; Serrasalmidae
Product: trace amine-associated receptor 13c-like
Exons: 2
Coding region: 1-909 (302 amino acids)
Biological process (GO): G protein-coupled receptor signaling pathway
Cellular component (GO): membrane
Molecular function (GO): trace-amine receptor activity
Source: RefSeq, a predicted model, not a curated record